Orussus abietinus is the source of this 1673-nucleotide messenger RNA. RefSeq names its product protein FAM50 homolog. Gene Ontology annotation, cellular component: nucleus. The transcript has 6 exons. Gene Ontology annotation, biological process: chromatin organization. Lineage: Eukaryota; Metazoa; Arthropoda; Insecta; Hymenoptera; Orussidae. The record is from RefSeq and is a predicted model, not a curated record. The coding region runs from base 243 to 1304 and encodes 353 amino acids.
GUUCCUCGAACUCCCUCUGCGUAUAUUUUUCCAGUGGAACUUUUCAUUGUUUUGCGAAACAAAGUCUAUAUUUCUGUGUUAUUUCUAAUAAAUCUGAGAUAGUCCAUUCGAGAUUACUAGAGGCGAAUGUAAUUCGAUUCAAGUACGUUUAACUCGGUGAAAGGGAUUAAUUUCUUUCGUACCAUAACCUCUGUGAUUUCAAAGAGUUCUUUUUAAAAACAAAGAGUAAAUCAAAAGUCAAAAUGGCACACUACAAAGGCGCAGCCAGCGAGGCUGGUCGAGCGAUGCAGUUGAUGAAGAAACGAGAGCUCGCCCAGCAGGAGAUUGAAUUAAGGAAGAAAAAAAUCGAAGACGACCUCAAGAUCCACAACAUCGAGAACAAAUUUGCAACUCAUUACAAUGCCGUCGAGCAGCAAUUAAAAACUUCCACGAUAGGUCUUGUUACACUAAAUGAGAUGAAAGCUAAGCAGGAGAACAUCGUCAAGGAAAGGGAACGCAAACUUGCCCAGAAGGAACGGGAGAAAGAACAAGAAAAGGAAAGAGCUCUCGCUGCGAAGCAAGCUGAGAAGAAUAAACAGAAAAAGCAGAUUCAAGCUCUGUCGUUUACGUUAGAAGAUGAGGAGGAAGACGAGGAGGAAAUAGAAAACCCAGAGGAAGAGAUCGAAAGCACUCCUGAAGCAUCGAAACAAUCUGGUAGUACUUCUCCGCUUCCAACUGCAAAAAAGAUUAAGAAAAAUCCAGACGUCGAUACGAGUUUCCUGCCUGAUAGAGAAAGGGAGGAAGAGGAAAAUAAACUGAGGGAAGAGUUGAGGCAGGAGUGGGCAAUGAAACAAAACGCAUUAAAGGAGGAAGAAAUUGAAAUCACUUUCAGUUACUGGGAUGGCUCGGGGCACAGGAGAAGUGUCGUCAUGAAGAAAGGUAAUUCGAUAUAUCAACUUCUCCAGCGUUGUUUGGAGGUCCUGAGACGAGAAUUUGGUGAACUGAAGACAGUCAUGGCGGACCAGCUGAUGUACGUCAAGGAAGACUUGAUUUUGCCGCAUCAUUACACGUUUUACGACUUUAUAGUUACGAAGGCAAGAGGAAAAAGUGGACCAUUGUUUACGUUCGACGUCCAUGACGACAUUCGUGUGAUGCAUGAUGCAUCCGUCGAAACGGAGGAAUCCCACGCAGGGAAGGUGUUACUAAGGUCGUGGUACGAAAGAAAUAAGCACAUCUUUCCAGCCAGUCGAUGGGAACCAUUCGAUCCAACCAAGAGCUACGACAAGUACACCAUCUCCGACAAAAAGAAAAAGGACAAGAUUUAGUAUAAUUCAGGGACUGCCAUUUGAUAUCAAACUACCGAAUCGUGAGCCAGAGGUGUCCGUGAGAAAUCACUAUUCCAAGGAAAAAUCUAGGAACUGUCCUAGGAACUCCUAUGCAAGAUUUUCCUUCGUAACAGUAUAAUUACAAUUUCGAAUGUUUCGGUGCAUGUUAAAUUCCACUCGAUGACGCACCAGCGGUCUCCUUCGUUCUUCUAAGUAUUUAUACAGGGUAAAGGUGCGAAGAAAUCAACCGAUAACGGCUCAGUAAAGGCCUUUUAUAUCCUCUUAACACAUUCGCGACCGCUGACGUGAAUUCACGUCAUAUUAAAUUCUAUUCCUGGUUGCCGCUGACGUGAAUUCACGUCUUUUCAA